AAGCUCGUCACCGCCACGGUCCCCAUCCUCGCUGAGCAUGGCGUGACCAUCACCACCCUCUUCUACAGGCAGAUGCUGGAGGCCAACCCCGACCUACGCAAUGUCUUCAGCCGCAGUAACGUGGCCUUCAGGCAGAGGCAACUCGCCCGCGCCGUCCACGCACACGCCGCCAACAUCGAAGAUCUCACCCCCAUCCUCCCCGUCGUAGAGCGCAUUGCCCACAAACACACGUCCGUCCACAUUGUGCCUUCGCGG
This is a messenger RNA of Trametes versicolor FP-101664 SS1, 255 nucleotides long. Its product is annotated as globin-like protein. The annotation marks the transcript as partial. Gene Ontology annotation, molecular function: FAD binding; oxygen binding; heme binding. Gene Ontology annotation, cellular component: intracellular anatomical structure. The record is from RefSeq and is a predicted model, not a curated record. Gene Ontology annotation, biological process: nitric oxide catabolic process; cellular response to nitrosative stress. The transcript has 2 exons. NCBI's taxonomy places the organism in Eukaryota, Fungi, Basidiomycota, Agaricomycetes, Polyporales, Polyporaceae.